Papaver somniferum (opium poppy) is the source of this 1808-nucleotide messenger RNA. Its product is annotated as F-box protein At3g07870-like. NCBI's taxonomy places the organism in Eukaryota, Viridiplantae, Streptophyta, Magnoliopsida, Ranunculales, Papaveraceae. Gene Ontology annotation, molecular function: protein binding. The transcript is spliced from 2 exons. The coding region runs from base 315 to 1673 and encodes 452 amino acids. The record is from RefSeq and is a predicted model, not a curated record.
UUGUAGACACCUCUUCCGACUACCUAGCUAAAUUACCCUUUGAAGUCAAAGGGGUAUAUCUGUUAAGUUCCCUUUAGAAAAUUGAGUCCUAUUACAAUUUGGAAUCUUAAUAUAUGGAAAGUUGGAGCUAACCCGCCAUUCCCGCCCAAAAAAGCUAACUUCCUAAAAUAUAUGAGAUCCGGUAAGAUCUUAAUUCCAUUUCCCUUAUAAAUAAAAACCCCACAUUUUGACAGAGGAGAUGAAGAACAGAAGCUUGAGGUUGAAAAUGUGAUCCAAUUGAGGGAAAACAAGGAGAAAAAACGAUUGGUGAAGUGAUGACAAUCUAUCACAUGUCUGAAGACCAAAGAGAAAAUGCUAAAAUUCGCAAAGAGAUGCAUAUCAGUAUGGAAAGGAUUCUCCCCUCCGAACUUACUUUUGAGAUAUUUUCCCAUUUACCUGCUGAUUCAAUCAUACAAUGCAGAGAAGUAUGCACAGCAUGGAGAGACCUGAUUGGCCAUCCUUCCGAUAUUUAUAUGCACUUGCAACGAUUAUCACACCCUAAUGGUAACAGUUUCCAAGUCUUUCUUCUCAUGCUCCUAUUGUUGAUGUUGUUGGUUUACUUUUUUAACUUUAUUUUUCCACCGGAAAAAGGCAAUCAAUAUUACUAUGGAGAGUAUCGGAACCAGCACAAUUAUAAACUUAGAAAGAUCAACCAGCCUGUUGUUGUUAGUAAGUCAGUCGUUGGUUCAUGUAACGGGUUGAUUUGCUUUUCGGAAAACGAGCAUAUCAUUGUUCAAGAACCUAGCUAUAUUUGUAACCCUAUCACCAGUGAGUACGUAAAUAUUCCAAGGCUGAAUGUCAAAAGAAACAGAGAAUGUGAUGCUAUGGUGUGUGGUUUUGGUUACCAUACUUCUACUAAGAAGUACAAAAUCAUAAAAAUUUGCCAUAUCCAGAACCAACCUUUAGGGAAGGUAACGGUAUAUACGCUAGGCAGUGGCAGUGGUUGGAGAUACAUAGGAAAAACUGCUUACUCAUUGAGACCUACUAGAGGCUCUUUUCAUGCUAUAUUCAGUUACCGAUCCCCAUUUGGUGCUUUGGCAAAUGGAGCACUUCAUUGGCUUACCAAUGAAAACAAGAUUUUGUCCUUUGAUUUGGCUAACGAGAACCUAAACCUUCUCCCAUUCCCACUUAUUGACCGCACUAUAGGUAGGUGGGACUAUUUUCAACUUGAGGUAUUGGGAGGAUGCUUGUGUUUUGUUCAUAAAAAACCAGGUGAACCCUUAUUAGACAUAUGGUUUUUAAGGAAGCAAGGUGAAAGCGGUACUUUGGAGUCUUUCGACCUUAAUGAGCAGGACGAUUAUGACUCAUUAAUUUGGAUUAAGAAGUUCAGCAUACCAACUGGAUGUCAAGCAGCACCUUGUGCCCUUACAAAUAGUGGUGAAGUUCUAUUGCUCUGCCGUUCUAGUCUCUUCUGUUAUAAUCCUGAGACUGCAAAUUUGGAAAGGCUUAUAGAUGAAGGAAUUAGUCAUGUGUUUCCUCACAUGAACAGAUUUGUUUCGCUGAAAGCUCUUGGAGAAAACUGUAAACUCAGAAAAAGAUAUGGCGUAAAUCCAGCGCCAAAGGAGAUCUUUUUAAAGCUACAGAGGGAGGAGGAUACUCAAGACACAUCAUGUUCAUAUUCGUUGGAUGCAUAGUGGCACUCAUAUGAUUGGCACCAUAUUUUUUUGUUUAUGUUCUAGCGAUGGAUAUUUUGUUUUUCUGUCUAAAUCACUGGAUUUCAGUUAAAUUUCUUGUAGUGGUGCAAAUUUAAAUCAGUUAAAUUUCUCUUU